CUUAGACUCUGUGAUGAAUGAAAGGGCAACAAUUAGAAAUAGAAAAUACCCAUUAUUUGCCCUAAUUAUUCGUCUGGAGUUACAGGCAUAGUCGUGGAAACUCCGUAGUGGGUUCCACCGUGCCAACAGUCAGUGGCCAAAGCUAUUCAAUGGAGCGCGUUCAUUCUAACGAACGAGAUGGGGAGGCGAAAAAGCCCAGAAUUCCAAUACAUAGGACACUUAUGUCAGAUGCCGCCUUUGUUGUGGAUCCCGUUUACAUUUGUAUUGUUUUACUCUCAGCAGCAAUAAUCAUGGACAGGAACUCCAGCGCGCCCUACAUUAACAACAACUACGCUUUGAAUCAGCACCAUGGUGGGCAGAACAUUGAACAACUAAAGCAGCUGUUACUACAACUGGACGAGGCAAGAUACAGCUUAGAUGUAAAUAACCAAAUUCUGGAGACCAAAUUGUUAAGGCUUCAGGAGCUAGUAGUAGUAAUGCGCAGAGAAAGAGACGAGGCAGUCCAGCAAAGAGACGAAGCUCUAAACCAAUUGUACAUACUGAAGCAACAGCUCACACAACAAACACAGCAAAGCAAUAUCAUUUCGAAGCCGAUGUGGGCAAACAAGCCAAUUGGCUCUUCCCCAUUAGGUUUAGACUCCGUACCUCAAGAGGGCUCAUCCCGAAGCCUCAUCGUGGACGAAGUAGAUUGGGAUUGGCCCCAACCUGUACACCGCUUUGACUUUACUACUGACCCACAGGACAAUUUCCACCAGACACCAACCUCAUCAUCUAUCGAUCAUAUGAUCGACCGCUCAAAUCUUGCAGAUAAACAACCAGUGUUUGACCUUCCAGAGAAUGAACAGCAACAGGAAGAGCAGAAGGAUGAUCUAUCUUUUCUAAAGCAGGAUGACCCAGAGUGUCAACAGCACGAGCCUGUCGACCACAGCAGUCUGAGGCUAGUGGAGAAUCAUGACUUGUGGCACAAGGAAACGCACGCCGUAAGACAGACGACGUCUCUUUGCAUGCCCGAAGCUUCUUCUUGCAUGGCGUACAACAAUCACCAACCACAAACAGCCCGAAUUCUGAGGCCCCCCAUUGACUCCAACGGCUCCGUCCCCGCAAUGCCACUUCAUUUGCCCGAGCCACCAGAAGCUGACCCGGACGUAAUGCUAAGCACGCUACCAGAACGUGGAAAGUUCUUAGAAGCUGUCAUGAAAGCAGGGCCUCUUUUAAACACCCUUCUUUUGGCAGGACCGCUUCCUCAGUGGAGACACCCACCUCCUGCUCUCGAAACUGUCGAAAUCCCCAUGCUGUCCAUGCGUUCUUCAGUUUCACCCUCUUUAGGUCACAUGCAGGCCCCCCAUAUGACCUCCUCGGAUCCUCUGCCUGUCACUUCACCCAUUUCCUCUUCUCAUCACAACACUAGUCUUGAUAUAAAAGACCCACAACAAUUGCAGUCUUCUACACUUUCUAAAUUUCUGUGCUGGCCAUCCAUGAAUUCGCAGGACUCUGCCAUGAUAGGCUCUCCAAUGAAGUUUGCUAAAAUUCACUGAAUGAAUGAUAUUUAGCUAAUGUUCCAUUAACAAGAGGCAAUUGUGAAGAGAUUCACUGGCUUAAUCAUUGUAUAUACUAUCUGCAAUGAAGCACUUUUUUAUUGUUGCUCCAUAAUUUUUAGGGCUCUGAAAUAUUUGACAUUUUAUGUGGUU
This is a messenger RNA of Cryptomeria japonica (Japanese cedar), 1688 nucleotides long. RefSeq lists its product as uncharacterized. Bases 150 to 1535 code for a protein of 461 amino acids. The record is from RefSeq and is a predicted model, not a curated record. The transcript is spliced from 2 exons. Lineage: Eukaryota; Viridiplantae; Streptophyta; Pinopsida; Cupressales; Cupressaceae.